Messenger RNA from Lottia gigantea (owl limpet), 396 nucleotides. RefSeq lists its product as hypothetical. Lineage: Eukaryota; Metazoa; Mollusca; Gastropoda; Lottiidae. The annotation marks the transcript as partial. The record is from RefSeq and is a predicted model, not a curated record. Gene Ontology annotation, molecular function: GTP binding. The transcript has a single exon.
AAUAAUAAAAAAACAGUCUUGUUACUGGGUAAAAGUGGAAUUGGUAAAAGUUCAGUAGGAAAUGUUCUAUUGGGUGAGAAGAAGUUUGCUGCCAGUAUGAUGGAAGAAAGAGGCACUAAAACAUGUCAAAUUGAGGAAUCAGACCAACUUCUAGUGGUAGAUACUCCUGGUUUCUUCAGCUCACUUCGUUCUGAUGUAGAUACUGCUAACGAUAUCAUCAGUACAAUAAAGAGAUUAACCUCGAUUCAUGUUUGUAUUCUGGUGCUGAGUGUUGACGACAGAUUUUCAGGAUCUGAAGACAAGGCUUGGGAAUUUGUCAGAUGUGUAUUUGGUGGAGAAAUAUCGGAUCAACUGAUGUAUAUUUUUACUGGUAAAGAUUCGCUAGAAGAUGAUGAC